Coregonus sp. 'balchen' is the source of this 3626-nucleotide messenger RNA. NCBI's taxonomy places the organism in Eukaryota, Metazoa, Chordata, Actinopteri, Salmoniformes, Salmonidae. The record is from the annotation of a GenBank genome assembly.
AUGAUCAUCCAUGUCUUUGCUGAUGAUAACACGUUUGUGAUAUUCCAAUCCCAGAUCAACACCAAUGGCUUUCUGGCAGUAGAAGAACCUAAGGUUGAGUCUGAGUACCUGGGAAAGAUGCCUGCCAGCUUCGGAAUGAUAGCGGCUUUCCUCGGAGAUCUGGACAACAGCGACGGAGUGGGGAAGGUGUACUACCGACAGGACAGCAGGCCUUCUGUGCUUCUCCGGACCACUGACCAUAUCAGCCAGGCAUUCCCUCAGGACGACGAGAUCGAGCCCACCCACGCCUUAAUCAUCACAUGGGAGAAUGUGGCGGCCCACGGCGCGCCUGGUCGAGGAGAUGGGCUGGACAGAAAGGUAAGGAGGACCCUCAUAGCUUGGCCUAGAUAGGGGUCAUUUUCAAGUCUUUUUAAAAAUGUCAUUGGAUAUAUUGAACUGUUGAUAAACUUGUUUUAAUGCCACAUUGAUAUAGAUAGCAGUUGAAAUUAUAAUUUUACACCAUCUUUUCUAUCCACCUAAUAUGAAGUUGCCUAAAACCCAUACAUUUUACAAUGUAGUUACAGGUAUGCAGGUACAGUAUAAUUAGAGUGAUGAUACUCAUGGUUACAUAGUCCUUCCAACUGUGUUACCUGUUUGCAGUUUUUGUGGUGGGCUACAUAGAUUGUUUUGUUCCAUAUUCAGUUCACUCUACCAAGCCAAACUCAAGGCCAAAGGUAGUGCACUAAAGAAGUAAGAGUUUCCCUCUUCUAUUUCUUCUUUCUACAAUGUAGAGAAACACAUUCCAGCUGGUGGUGGCGUCCAUGGCGUCCGCCUCCUACGCCAUCUUGUUCUACCCCAGGGAGGGGCUGCAGUACAUCUCCACGCCUGUGGCGGGCCAGAGCGAGCCAGUCCACGCCGGUUUCAGCCAGGGCCUGGUCCAGGGCUGGUUCAGCUGGAGCAGCAGCCAGGGGCCCUACUACCGCAUCGCCUCCGACGACGAGGCGUCCGUCAGACAGCUCUCCGAGUAUGUUGGUUGGUGGGUGGGUUGGUUGGUUGGGUUGGUUGAUUGAUUGGUUGAUUGAUUGGAUUUCUAUAGUGCGCUUCCAGAUGCUGCAAGUUCUUUACAUAGGCUUACUAAGUCAUGUUCAUAGAAAACUUGGUUAUGCUUCUGUCAUUAUGUUUUGACCUAGUAUUUGCAUAGUUACAUGGCAUUAUGAUAAUUAUGUAAUGAUUACAUAUAACCUGACAUAUGCAUAAAGCUUCUUCAUAGAGGUAGGUCUCAUAAUGAUCCAUUCUGUCUUCCGCUAGGGAGACCAACUCAGGCAGGCGUGGUGUAUGGGUGUACGAGAUCGGCACCUCCCCGUUCUUCUCCUCCAUCACCCCAGGCCAGGUCACCAACCUGUCCCCGGAGGAGGGCGUGGCAGGUGGGCAGGUGGAGCCGGUGCCAGAGUUUCCACCCAGAAACACUGGAGAACAACAGGAGAUUGAAUUCCCUCCCUAUGAGCGCGAGGAGGAAGAGGAGACACCUGAGCCGGAGCUGCCCCCAACUGUCCACACGGUCCAGUACCAGCCCAGAUACCCUGUUGUCCCUGAGCCGCCUCAGUCCAGAUACCCUGAGACGGUCCAGCCCAGAUACCCUGGGACGGUCCAGCCCAGAUACCCUGAGACGGUCCAGCCCAGAUACCCUGAGACGGUCCAGCCCAGAUACCCUGAGACGGUCCAGCCGCAGCCACCCCGCUACCAGCCCCAAACCCCACAGGUGGUGGUCGUGGACGAAGAUGAUGACCUUGAUGUUGAUGGUAAGCCAUGAAAGAAACAACAACAAUUGAAUCUGUGUCUGAAAAUUGUGGACGGAAAUAGAAUUCUAGUCAAGAUUGCCAUGAGAGAAACAUUGGUUUAGUUUAGUUUAUAAGGAUCUGCAUUAGCUACUGCACAUGCAGCAGCUACUCUUCCUGUUGUCCACAUAAAACGUCCAAAUACAUGACAAAGUACCGAACAGUUAUAGACAAGAACAACAUAAGAUAUUACAUUAAAUUCAAAAAAAGUUAUAUAUAAGAAACACACCAAGAGACAACAAAAAUACUAUUUACACACUAUUCAUAUAUACAUAUUCAUAUUUUUAUAUACAGUACAGUUAAAUUAGAUCUUUAGAAAGAGGAGAGGCGCUGUGAUAAAAUAUUUUUUUACAUCCGUUUUUUAAAGCUAAACUUGCUUUUUGCCUGAGUAAACUUUGGAGGCAGAGCAUUCCACGAUGACGUGGCUCUAUACAUAACUGAGCGAUGCAUUAAAUCUGUUUUUGGUUUGGGUACCGUGAAGAAACCCAUAGUGGUGUGUCUGGUGGGGUAUGUAUGUCUGUUUUGAAGUGUAUGCAAAUAGAUUAUACAAGUAGUUAGGCAUUUUCAACACACACGUUUCUUAAAAAGACUAGAACAGAAGUUGUCCAUUUCUCCUCAACCCUCAACCAUGAAAGACUAUCAUGCAUGUUGUUGUUAGUUCUGUGUGUGCAGUUAGGGCAAGGCGUGCUGCUUUGUUUUGAGCUGCUUUGUUUUGAGCCAUGCUGCUUUGUUUAACCGGCCUGCUAAAGUAUUUUGUAACAAACAAGAGCGCCAAUGAAAUUACACUCUUAGAAAAAAAGGGUUCCAAAAGGAUUCUUUGACUGUCCCCAUAGAAUAAUCAUUUUUGAUUCUAAUUAGAACCCUUUUUGGUUCCAGGUAGAACCCUUUUGGGUUUCAUGUAGGGUUCUUCAAAGGGUUCUCCUAUGGGGACAGCCAGAUAACCCUUUUAGGUAAUAGAUAGCACCUUUUUUUCUAAAGUUGUAUUUUUUCUAAGAAUGUGGUUUGUCUUCUUUUCGGCAGUGUUUGCGUACAAUUCUGAAACAUGCACCAGUAACAGGCAGAAGUGCUCGUCCUUCGCCGACUGUAAGGACUACACCAAUGGCUACUGCUGCCACUGUAGGCCUGGUUUCUAUGGCAACGGCAAGGAUUGUGUGGCUGAAGGUAGUAGUAACCCCAUAACCCAUAUACAUACAGUAUUUGUGUAAUAAGGGUUAGGGUUAGCUUGCUACAUUCAUUAAUGAAAUAUGUGAAAUCAAGUUUUAAAAUGAAAAAUCAAUUGAAAACCUGAUAAUUCUUGACACACAGUCACACAUCAGUUACAUUUUAAGUUACAUUAAUUAAAAUCUAAUUAAGUUAAGUUCCUCACAUUCCACACGCAGGUAAGCCCCAGCGGAUGAACGGCAAAGUGAAUGGCCGGGUGUUCGUGGGCAACUCGCCCUCGCCGCUGGAGUUUUCCAACAACGACCUGCACUCGUACGUGGUGGCCAACGAUGGCCGCGCCUACGUGGCCAUCAGCACCAUCCCGGCCGGCCUGGGACCCUCCCUGCAGCCCCUCUCUUCCCUGGGAGGGGUCAUCGGCUGGACCUUCGCUCUGGAGCAGCCCGGCUACGAGAACGGCUUCAGCGUCAUCGGUAAGAGCUGGUCACCGAUUGUUUUGCACAUUGUUGUGUCAUUAAGAGUUGUUUUAAAGUAUGAGCUGACAUUGGGUGAAUCACAAAAGUGAUUCCUCGCUUCCUUGAUUCAUAGCGUCUUUCUCAAGACUUCCUUGCCCCCGAGAAUGUCCAUGAGAAGAGAACUCUGAUCUUCUGCUAA